Molecule: messenger RNA, 639 nt
Organism: Anisakis simplex (herring worm)
Lineage: Eukaryota; Metazoa; Nematoda; Chromadorea; Rhabditida; Anisakidae
Source: the annotation of a GenBank genome assembly
UUGGAUCACAGCGCUGAUCUGGCAUUUCUUGGCGUAAUUGUGGCCGUAUUCUCGGUUGGACAAACUAUCGCCAGUCCAGUGUUCGGAUUCUGGAGUCAAAAAACACGUAGUGUGAAAUAUCCGUCCAUAGUUGGCGUCAUACUGACGGCUUUCGGCAACGUUCUAUACGCAAUGUUACCAACAAUUAAAACAAACGCUAAAUGGUACAUGCUCGUUUCGAGAGUAAUUGUUGGAGUGGGUGCAGGUAAUCUUGGUGUACUCCGUGCCUACACAUCAACAGCCAGCUCUGCAAAAGAUCGAAACAAGGCGAUGGCAUUAGGUAUUGCUUCGUUUGUGAUUGGCCAAUCCAUUGGACCCGGAAUGCAGGCACUAUUCACACCGAUCGGUGAAGAAGGAAUCUGGAUUGGUACUGUACAACUGAAUGUAUACACAGUGCCCGCAUAUGUGAUGAUCCUACUGUCGAUCGUUUCUUCAUUCCUUCUGAUGUUUUGCUUUACCGAAUCGUAUGCUGGAAUCAUGGAAACAGAUGAAGAUAGUGAUUCAUACUUGGUAAUACCGAAAUUCGAUAAAAUAGCUGCAUCAGUUUUAAUUUAUAUGUGGUAUGUACAGCAGAGCAUCGUUACAACAAUUGAGGUGUAA